UGUCACAUAACACCUCAUUUGUGUUUAUCUUUCUCUCUCACACACACACACACACAGACAGUGUUCUGAGAAGCUCCUCCUACACAUGUAAACAGAGAUCCUGAAAAAUGAAACUGAAAUCAUGCUUCCUUGACGGAACGUUCUCCUGCUCCGUACAUAAAAAUGGCAACCUCCUGCAAGCCAAGCUCACAGAACCUUCAGAAGUGCUGUUUGUGUCUUACAAAGGCAAAUAAUCUUGUUAUUAUUCCUUGUGGGCACAACUACUGCAGGUCCUGCAUUGACUGCUUAAUCAGUAAGUAUGAACGCACAGGCUCGUACAGCUGCCUGCAGUGUUCGCAGACUUUCUGCACUAAUCCUGAUCAGGACAGACCAGUGGACAAACUCGAGAAAACAGAUCUCCACACUGAAACCUCAGCAGAAACCGCUGCUGGUCCAUCCUCUUCCGGCUUGACUAGACCUGACCAGGAUAGCCCUGUGGAUGGUGUCAAAAUGACAGCUCUCCAAACACAAACCACAGCAGACACCACUGCCAGACCGGAGGACAUGGCCUGCGACUCGUGCGCUGACAGCAGACAGGAAGCUGCCAAGUCCUGCCUGGCGUGUCUGGCCUUAUACUGCGACACACACCUCCUGCUGCACGACGACCUCCAUCCGAGGGCUGCACACAUUCUGAUGGACGCUACCGAUCAGCAGGAGGCCAUGACAUGCUCUGUACACGGUAAAGUCCUGGAUGUUUACUGCCAUAACGAGAAACAACGCAUCUGUUGCAUGUGUAUGCUGGAGGACCACAAAGGGCACGACAUGGUGGCAGUAGGACAAGUCCUAAAGAAGGAGGAGCUAAGGAAGUCCAAGCAGAUGAUCGCAGAGCAAAAGAAGCAGCUAAAGGAGCUUCGCUUAGCUAAAAACACUCUCAGGGACAUCACAAUAGCUACAGAGGAGGAGAGCGAGCGGCUUUUCACCGAACUGAUCCACUCCAUCAAGAGCAGCCAGUCUGUGAUGAAGGUCCUGAUCCGAGCUCAGGAGCAAGCAGAACUGGACCGAAUCGAGGAGCUGAUGGAGAAUGUGGAGGAGGAAUUAACGGAGCUGAAGAGGAGAGAUGCUGAGAUGGAGCACCUCUCGAGCACUCAGAAUGACAUCCACUUCAUGCAGUCAGUCCAGGCUUUCAGUCACACUUCUGCAAAUGUCUUAAAGAUGAUGGUCAAUCCUCGGUUCUCUUUCGGCGAGGUUGUGAAAUCCAUGUAUGCGCUCAAGGAGCGGAUAGGAGACGUCUGGGAGUAUGAAAUUGAUCAGAUAUCAGCAGCGGUGAAAAAAGACAAGAUUGUAGUUCCUUCUGAACCGAAGACGAGAAAGGACUUCCUUCAGUAUCUGGUCCCACUGUCUCUGGACCCUGACACAGCCCACUGGAGCCUGAGUGUGUGUGAAGAGAAGCUAGUGGUGUGUAGCACAGAGUGCCAGCCUUAUCCUGACCACCCAGAACGCUUUGACUGGUGGGCUCAGGUUCUGUGCCGAGAGCCUCUGAACACACGCUGCUACUGGGAGGCCGAGUGGACGGGUUUGCACGGAGUGGACAUCGCAGUCUCGUACAGAGACAUCACCCGGAAGGGAGAUGAUGAUGAAUGCAGCUUUGGGUACAACAAACAGAGCUGGAGUUUGGAUUGUGCCAUAUUGAAAUAUUCUUUCGUGCACGAUUAUGUGGAAACGGAAAUCCUGGCACCUGUAUCCCACAGGAUAGGGGUGUAUCUCGACUACAAAGCCGGAACGCUGUCUUUUUACAGCGUCUCAGACUGUAUGAAACUCCUCCACAGAGCAGAGACGAGGUUCAUGCGGCCUCUGUUUGCCGGGUUUGGGUUGUAUCCGGGAUCCACAGUGAAGAUAUGCCAGCCAGCCAUAGAGGAAAAACAAGAAGAUUCCCAAAGAGUCAAGAGAACUGUGAAACAACUGUGAAUGGAAAGAGCAUAUGAAGAAAAGAAAAUUAUGGGCUCCUCAUUGAGGCUGGUGUUUUGAUCUGUUGUCAGGGGAUCACCUGUUUGAAACCCAACAAUGCCACAGGCAUCCAUUUACAAAAUUUGGCAGACACCCUUAUCCUGAAUGACUUGCAUUUAACUCAUUUAUACAACUGAGCAUUUGAGGGUUAAGGGCACUGCUCAAGGGCCCAGCAGUGGCAGCUUGGCAGUGCUGGGAUUUGAACUCACGACCUUCUGAUCAGACGUCCACUGUCUACUCCACGUAGCUACCACUGCUUCUACAUGUCAUCCAUGCCCGAGAGGCCAUGGAAAGGAUAAACAGAUUUUCUUUCAAUAAGUAAUAAUGACAUUUUCUCUAGUGUCAAUCAGAGUAAUUCUAGCCAAUCACAGGACUUUGUUAGGCUCACUUAGUGUCUCCUCCAAGCAUGUUCAGUAUGUUGGCUUUAUCAAGCAUGUGUUGGCUUACGUCCACUAGAAGUGACAGCUGUCAUGCAAUGGCAGAAAAUCAAUUGUGUGAAAAUCCCCCAAAAAAGGGGUGGGGUGGAACAACAACAAAAAAACACUGGAAAUCCAUGUAAAAUGGUUAAAUAGUCUUGUAUGUUCAGGGUUUGGAACAUUGCCGUACUCAAAUUUUUUGCUUUCUCAUCCUCAUCAUCUCAUAAUUAUAGUAGAAUAUUCUCUAUUUAAUUUCAGCUUAACCCUAUUUUUAAAAAAUAAUAAUAUUUGAUGCUAGUGUUUAAAUUACUCAGGAGUUGAGUAAACUUGUAGCAUAUGAUGAAAAUAAUUCAUUUCAUUUGGCCAAAAACAUCCCAGGAACUAAAAAAAUGCAUUUAUACAUCCUGCUCGAAUCAUUUGUUCACUUUCCAUCAUGAGACAAAACGGAGCCAUUUAUUAAUGGCAAACCAUUAUAUAAACUGUGCAGCUCACAGUUCAUAUAUAACGGCUCCUUAGUGCACUCAACCCGAGACACUUGGCUGAGAAAAGGUUCCAUCCUAAAUAGCAGUGUGGAUUUCGCGUCAGCAGCACAUGUGAUGCAGCGGAUGACGGUACCAGCUCCCAGGAGAACGUCUGUUCUGAAAUAUUGGUGUUUAAACAGACUACAAGUUGCCUCUCCUAUUGUCAGGAGAACCUUCAUGUCAACAGUACAGUAUUUUCCUGAUGAAUGACUCAACGUACAUACCAGUGUCCUUUUAUUCUCCAAAACUCCUGUGUUAUUAUUAUUUGUUACUUGUAUUUUACAGCCACUGCUGUGAUUCAACAUCAAAUUAAAUCGGGUUCAUCUGA
Molecule: messenger RNA, 3248 nt
Organism: Ictalurus punctatus (channel catfish)
Lineage: Eukaryota; Metazoa; Chordata; Actinopteri; Siluriformes; Ictaluridae
Gene: ftr92
Product: finTRIM family, member 92
Exons: 6
Coding region: 163-1944 (593 amino acids)
Molecular function (GO): protein binding; zinc ion binding
Source: RefSeq, a predicted model, not a curated record